This is a messenger RNA of Pimephales promelas (fathead minnow), 596 nucleotides long. The record is from RefSeq and is a predicted model, not a curated record. NCBI's taxonomy places the organism in Eukaryota, Metazoa, Chordata, Actinopteri, Cypriniformes, Leuciscidae.
UCUUCUUUGAGGUUGAUACAUUGAUGAAAUUCAGGAUGGCCAUGCGUGUGGUUUUGUUUCUAACACUUUUAACUGGGCUGCGUGUCGUUGAUUCCAAAGCAAAGGACUCACCAUCGUGCUCUUGUGAUUUAAAGAAUCUUGCUCUUGGAGCCCCAGCUGUCCAGUCUUCCACAUUCAGUCAAAAUCAAGCAAUCGCUCAAAAGGCUGUCGAUGGCAACAGGAAUUCAAAUAUCAAUCAUGGGUCGUGCAGUGUGACUAAAAGGGUCAAGGACCCCUGGUGGAGAGUGGACCUUGGGGAAAUCCAUGAGGUAUCCAUGAUUAGCAUCACUAAUCGUGGAGAUGGUUCUGCUGGGAGGAUAAAUGGAGCUCAGAUCCGUAUCGGCAACAGCCUGGCAAAUAAUGGCAACAAUAAUGAGCUGGCUGCGACUGUUGUUUCCAUCUCAGCCGGAGAGACAAAAACUUUUAAGUUUAAGCCUAUUAAGGGACGAUAUGUGAACAUAUUUUUACGUGGGACAAAACAUCUCACACUGUGUGAAGUCGAGGUGUUUGGAGGUAAAGCACUCUGUGACUCUGAGAAGACAGAUAGAAUUUGUUAA